UGUAUUCAAAGCUACUCACCAACCCAACCCCACCACUGUUUCUUCUGCACUUUCUUCUGUCACUCUUUCAUUUCACCCACGGAUAAUAAAUCCUAGCUCUAGGCCUAAACAAAGUCCUAAGCUUUUUCUUCUUCUUCUUCUUUCUUGUUGGACUUUUUUCUUGUGUGUGUGUAAUGGAGGAUGCUGAGUGGGUUCUGGUGAGGAAACCUGCAGAGAAGGACCUGUGGGCCCCAAGUUUAGUGGAGGAGGAGAGUUCUAAGCCUUUGAAGGUUACGUUUUCUGGGCCUGCCAAGCAUUGGACUGAUGCUAUUCCAAUCGGGAAUGGGAGGCUUGGAGCCAUGGUGUGGGGUGGUGUGGCAUCAGAAAAACUCCAACUCAAUGAGGACACACUCUGGACAGGAACUCCUGGAAACUAUACCAACCCAAAGGCUCCAGAGGCACUCACAGAAGUUAGAAAACUUGUUGACAGUGGUAAAUAUGUUGAAGCUACUGAAGCAGCCGUCAAGUUGUCAGGAGAUCCUUCUGAUGUUUACCAACUAUUGGGCGACAUCAACCUAGAAUUUGAUGACUCUCACCUCAACUAUGCUGAAGAAAGUUACAGCAGAGAGCUAGACCUGGAUACUGCAACAGCAAGUAUAAAAUACUCAGUGGGUGAUGUAGAAUAUACAAGGGAGCAUUUUUCAUCUAAUCCUGAUCAAGUGAUUGUGACGAAGAUCUCUGGAAGCAAAUCAGGGUCCCUAACAUUUACAGUUUCUCUAGACAGCAAGUUACAUCAUAAUUCACAUGCAAAUGGUAAAAACCAAAUUAUAAUAGAAGGAAGUUGUCCUGGAAAAAGGAUCUCACCAAAAUUCUUGAGUUUGAAUGACAAUCCGAAAGGGAUUCAGUUUUCCGCAGUCCUUGAUUUGCAGAUUAGUGGUGGCAGUGGUGUGAUACAUGUUCUGGAUGACAAGAAAUUAAGGGUUGAAGGGUGUGAUUGGGCUGUUUUGCUUCUGGUGGCCUCAUCUUCAUUUGAAGGACCAUUUUCUAAGGCUUCUGCUUCUAAGAGGAACCCAACUUCAGAGUCUCUCAAUGCAUUGAACUCUAUAAGAAAAUUUUCAUAUUCUGAUCUUUAUGCUCACCAUUUGGAUGACUAUCAGAAUCUUUUUCAUCGUGUCUCAUUGCAGCUUUCUAAGAGCUCUAAGAAAAUUUUAGGAGAUAAAACUUUGAAGCCAAAGAAACUUACCCCUAUAAGCAGUUUAAAUUUAAAGGGAAGUGAUGAUGCCUUAGUUUCAACUGCUGACAGGGUGAAAUCCUUCAAAACUGAUGAAGAUCCUUCCCUUGUGGAACUUCUAUUCCAAUAUGGUCGAUAUCUGCUUAUUUCUUGUUCACGGGUUGGAACUCAAGUGGCAAACUUGCAAGGUAUAUGGAACAAGGAUAUUGAGCCUCCAUGGGAGUAUGUCUCUCUCUCUCUCUCUCUUUCUCUCUCUCUCUCUCUCUCUCUCUCUCUCUCUCUCUCUCUCUCUCUCUCUCUCUCUCUCUCUCUCUCUCUCUCUCUCUCUCUCUCUCUCUCUCUCUCUCUCUCUCUCUCUCUCUCUCUCUCUCUCUCUCUCUCUCUCUCUCUCUCUCUCUCUCUCUCUCUCUCUCUCUCUCUCUCUCUCUCUCUCUCUCUCUCUCUCUCUCUCUCUCUCUCUCUCUCUCUCUCUCUCUCUCUCUCUCUCUCUCUCUCUCUCUCUCUCUCUCUCUCUCUCUCUCUCUCUCUCUCUCUCUCUCUCUCUCUCUCUCUCUCUCUCUCUCUCUCUCUCUCUCUCUCUCUCUCUCUCUCUCUCUCUCUCUCUCUCUCUCUCUCUCUCUCUCUCUCUCUCUCUCUCUCUCUCUCUCUCUCUCUCUCUCUCUCUCUCUCUCUCUCUCUCUCUCUCUCUCUCUCUCUCUCUCUCUCUCUCUCUCUCUCUCUCUCUCUCUCUCUCUCUCUCUCUCUCUCUCUCUCUCUCUCUCUCUCUCUCUCUCAACAGGUUUUAGGAAGAACUCAGGAUGCUGUUGUUCAGAAAGUUCGUGAGGCUCAACCUAGGCUUUUACCCACAAAAAUUGCUAGAGAUGGUUCCAUUAUGGAAUGGGCACAAGAUUUUGAGGACCCAGAAGUGCACCAUCGGCAUGUGUCACACUUGUUUGGCCUGUUUCCGGGACACACAAUUACCGUUGAGAAAACUCCAGAUCUCUGUAAAGCUGUGGAAAAUUCCCUCUAUAAAAGAGGAGAGGAGGGUCCAGGAUGGUCAACUAUGUGGAAGACUGCAUUGUGGGCACGUCUUCACAACAGUGAGCACUCGUAUCGUAUGGUCAAGCAUUUGAUUGACUUGGUGGAUCCAGAUCAUGAAGCUGAUUUUGAAGGAGGACUAUACAGUAACUUGUUCACUGCACAUCCCCCUUUCCAGAUUGAUGCCAACUUUGGUUUUUCAGCAGCAGUUGCAGAAAUGCUUGUCCAAAGCACCAUAAAGGACCUGUAUUUACUUCCCGCUCUUCCCCGGGAUAAAUGGGCAAACGGUUGUGUGAAAGGACUGAAGGCUCGUGGCAGGGUGACAGUCAACAUAUGCUGGAAGGAAGGAGACCUUCACGAAGUUGGUCUUUGGUCCAAGGACCACAGUUCUAUUAAAAGAUUACAUUAUAGAGGAAGUACAGUUACAACAAACAUAUCAUCUGGCAGGAUAUAUACUUUCAACAGACAGUUAAAAUGUGUGAGGACAACAUGUCUCUGAGAGCAGCAUACAGAGUUUUAAGGUCAAAUUCAUCAUAUUGAUUUAUCUUCCCAAUAAACGUGGAAACGAAGUCCCUUCUUUGUUUCUUCUUAAGUAUCGGUGUCUUGAUAUUUAUUGUGGUUUUUAUUUUUCGGAAGUCAGUUUAGUGUAGCAAAUGAGAGAACAAUUCAAGGCACCUUACCAUUAGUAACACUUCGAAGAAAUUUGUAAGAUUU
Messenger RNA from Prunus avium (sweet cherry), 2941 nucleotides. Lineage: Eukaryota; Viridiplantae; Streptophyta; Magnoliopsida; Rosales; Rosaceae. The record is from RefSeq and is a predicted model, not a curated record.